This is a messenger RNA of Lotus japonicus, 1519 nucleotides long. RefSeq lists its product as uncharacterized. The coding region runs from base 289 to 606 and encodes 105 amino acids. NCBI's taxonomy places the organism in Eukaryota, Viridiplantae, Streptophyta, Magnoliopsida, Fabales, Fabaceae. The transcript has 3 exons. The record is from RefSeq and is a predicted model, not a curated record.
CUAUUUCCAUAGGGUUAGCAGCACUCAAUCUCUCCCUUUCUCCCGUGUACGUUAUGUGCUUUCCUCUCCUUUCUGUCAGUUUUCUGUUCAACUAGGGUUACCAGACAUGAACCCUAUCACCUUUCUUCCGUUAAAUCCGGCCACCGUCGUCCCACCACUUCGCGUAAGUGCCCAUCGUUCUGAACCUAUGAUUCCUAAUCUAUUCACCGACUAUGCCGCCGUCACUUCAUCAACAGCUGUUCCACUUCAUCUUGUACUUCCUUCCGCUAGAUUGGCUGUAAUCGUUGGAUGCUACUAUGCUAUGGAGCUCAUCUAUUAUCUAUCUUCGCUUCUCCCUAUCUACAAACCAUGGGUCAAAAAAUCGAGGCAAGUGCUCGGAAGGCCAUGAUCUCCAAAUUCAGGUUGGAGCUUUGUGAAGGAAAGGUGUACAAGAUUGCAUUGAUACUAAUUUUUGUACAAGGAGCAACAUGCGAAUGGGAGACUGUCAGGGAUACAAGGAGUUUUUUACGAGAAAUAAAAGGAAGCAUUAAAAGGAUUAUCGGUGGAAGAGAUAUGCCACGAAGAGUUAACUCAAUUGUACAAGUGAAUGACUCCAAAGAGACUUAGAAAUUGAAAGUAAGGAUUACAAGUCUGUCGCUUAUUGAAACAUCUGUAAAAAUGCUUUCUUUUCCACUGGCUUUAUUUAACGACAUACCAAAUCUAGCUGAUAUAUACAUUUUUUCCAAUCUAUGCGAGCCAAUUGACUAUCUAUUGCUCUUGGUAGAUUAGAAGGGAUUGAAAAUGUUUCCUCUUUUCUAGAAGCAAAACGUUGUUUAUUUCAUGUUCUACAUGUGGUUUGAUUUGUAGAAUAUUAUAAUUGUGUAGCCACCUUAAUUCAUUUUUUGAUAUAUAUUUUCAAUGAGUGGCUAUCUGAAAUAUGUUCUCUCAAUGAAAUGUACAUUCAAUACUAUGUAUGUUCUUGAUGCAAUGUAACAUGUGUGUUUAGAGAAUUUCAAAGUUGGAGACAAUGACUCUCGAAAGGAAUAACAAGUAGAGUAAAGAAUUUGACUAGCUCUUAUAUGUGAGUGAUUACAUUAUUGAAUUUGUUCCAUCACAACAUAUAGCUAAGGAUGGAGCAAGUGUGGAGGUAGGUAGAUUUAGACCCAGUUUGAAAGAGCUUAUUUGAGCUUAUCUGACAGCAUAAGCUCUUAUGCCAGUGUUUGGGAGGGCUUAUGCAAACAGCUUAUGGUCUGCCAUAAGCUAUUUUCAGCUUAUUUUCAUAAGCUACUCAGGAUAGCUUAUGAAAAACAGCUUGUGCUUAUAUACAGCUUAGUUUUAAUUUAUUUCAAUAAUUUUUUAAAAAUAGCUUAUGAAUAAGCGCUUAUGUCAUGAGCGCUUAUGACCAUAAGCGCUUAAUUAAGCUGUUUUUCCAAACGAGACCUUAUUGUGUCUAUCUUGCUCAAGCCCCUUUUCUUGCCUUUACAUUUAAUGCUAAUUUAAGAUUGAAGUAUAAAUGAGAGGUACAGAGUAUUAGUGAAAC